GAUGAAUGCGUUGAGUCGAAUAGGCAAAAGUUUUUUUUUACAAUAGAUCCUAUUAAAUAGAUUAAAAAAAGGCUUUUUGUGUGGUAGGCAUUUCCAUAUUCUCUAAUAUUUAUUUUUCUCCUUUUUUUUUUAGAUUAUCGCCGACUUGAAUUUGAGAUGGAGGGUCUCCAUACACUAGCGAAUAAUCUUCACAAAGGCCUUUGUGUGUAUAAGUCGAAAUCAGACUGUUUGCAGGUGCUUCAGGCUACACAACAGUUGUCGCUCCCAUGGUGGAAUGAGCGCUGUACUGAAUAUGUCCAAACCCUUGAAAACUGUAUCGAAUCAGUCACGAACGCUUCUUUUUCUCCUGGUAUUCGGUACCCUAUCAUUGUGUUGGAGGGUCUUGAUGGGGUCGGAAAAACUUUAACAACACAGGCACUUGCCUCAAAGUUGGGGGGAAUGGAGCAGCACACACCGCCACCCGCGUGGUCUGACAUUCGUCCACUAUUCCGUAUGCAAGAUAAUGAUAUUUCGCGUGCAUUUUACUCAGGCUCCAAUUACAUCGCGGCCCCAUCCAUACUUCAUGCCGCUUACACACAGUUCGUGAUUGUGGACCGCUGGUGGUGCUCUACAUGUGCGAUGGGACUCGCUAAUCAGUUCACGACGAGCACGCUUCCUCCUGAUGGUGAUGCGGUAUACGAGUGGCCCUCGGAUUUAUCUAAGCCUGAUUUUGGCUUUUAUCUAUUUGUGGAUGAGCAUAUUCGAUCUACACGUGUACGCAGGCGAGGUAAUGAAGAUUCCGAGGAACAAAUGCUAUCAAAGAAGUCCGAAAUGAGAGCCACGGCAUCCGAGGCCUAUCGUCGAACCCACCUUUUACAUCCGAUUGAAGUUCCUAAUUUUCGAGCAGCAGUAAACAUAAUUUUAGCCUUUUUGAAGGAGAAAGGCAUCCAUCAUUUACCAGUUCCAUUUAGUGACGCUGAGGUAGCGGAAAUCAGACCUUUUUAAGAAGAGUUCAAGCUUCUUUUGAUAUACUCAUUUAAAGUUUGCAGAGAUUGGGCGGGUAGAAGGACAUAAUUCAAAGGGUUUGCGCUUAUUUUACCUUGUACUAUCUUUGCCACACUGACAAUUCUAUUUGUACGA
This is a messenger RNA of Phytomonas sp. Hart1, 1119 nucleotides long. NCBI's taxonomy places the organism in Eukaryota, Euglenozoa, Kinetoplastea, Trypanosomatida, Trypanosomatidae. The record is from the annotation of a GenBank genome assembly.